Hyaloscypha bicolor E is the source of this 912-nucleotide messenger RNA. RefSeq lists its product as uncharacterized. NCBI's taxonomy places the organism in Eukaryota, Fungi, Ascomycota, Leotiomycetes, Helotiales, Hyaloscyphaceae. The record is from RefSeq and is a predicted model, not a curated record. The transcript is spliced from 2 exons. The coding region runs from base 1 to 912 and encodes 303 amino acids.
AUGUCCACUUCGCCAUUCUCGGAUGGCUCGACUAAAUUUGGACUCGCAAGCUGUGCAACUUAUGGUCUGCCGGGAAUCACAACAUCAAUAGAUCAUUAUUUGUCUCUCUAUCUCAGAGAGAGGUUCCUGCCUGGAGUAUUCAGGGCCAAUGCCCAUCCUACUACUUUCCACGACUGGCGCCAUUUGAUUACGGCGGGAACGGAAAGCACCACGGCGAUGGGUGCUUUCUUGGCUACGGCCGCUAUACAUACAUCAUGGACAAACCGGAGCCUCAAGCUGGUGGCGACGAGAUACUACAAUUCCGUAGUCAAGGCCUCGAGGAGAGGCAUCGCCGACGGGGAGGUAGAUGGAAGUGAGGAUUGGGUUUUGCACGCGACGAACUUUUUGUGCUUGUUUGAGAUAAACCAGGGCUGGAACACUGGUCACAACCCGUCAGGAGCGGCUCCAUACCUUGAGGGCAUGGCCCGGAUCCUCAAGAUCAGAAUUGCUAAAGAUUCCAAGCGACCCACCGAUUUUGUGCAUCCCCCAAACCGCGUAGCCGCUGAAUCACUAGUACUAUUCACCUGGACCCUCUCCUUCUACUAUUCAGAUGUAGAUCGUGCCGGUGAGGCGAUUGAGUGGGAUAGUCUCAGUGUCUACCUCGAGCCAAACGUCUUUUCGGGCGCAUCGAUGCAGACUAAUUCACCCCUUCUCGGCUCGAAUUGGGAAUUGUAUAGAAUUAUCAUCGAGAUUGUUCGGCUUAGCCACAAUGUUCCCUUCGAUAGCAUCUCCUGGUGCCAUGGACGGGAGCUCGAGCUCGAGCUCAAUCGGCGAGAAGAGGAACUCUACGCUGAAAGAGACAAGGUAGUCGACGUCACAGAACGCUUCGAAGUUGUUUUGGAGCAAACGCUGCUCUAUGUCCUUGUCACUUAG